This is a messenger RNA of Cloeon dipterum, 1040 nucleotides long. Its product is annotated as mpv17-like protein 2. The coding region runs from base 229 to 828 and encodes 199 amino acids. The transcript is spliced from 2 exons. The record is from RefSeq and is a predicted model, not a curated record. Gene Ontology annotation, cellular component: cytoplasm; membrane; mitochondrion. NCBI's taxonomy places the organism in Eukaryota, Metazoa, Arthropoda, Insecta, Ephemeroptera, Baetidae. Gene Ontology annotation, biological process: cellular response to reactive oxygen species; mitochondrial ribosome assembly.
UACCUGUCACCUUGAGACAAAAAGAAAACAAACAUGGCCACCAUGGAUUGAAGGACAUCGCAUUUUUCAACUCUUUCGGUUGCGAAUUUUACCGAAACAUGUCGACAUCUUGCCUCGAAUCGAUGCUGGCCUAAUCCGUUUUCGCCGCGUGAAGGUCGGCCGCCACAUUAUUUCGGCCGUUCGCGUCUAAAUUCUUGCGUGCUGGCGUUCAAUCGUGCCAGUCGCGCCAUGCAGUCUGCAGCUCUGUUUCGGACAGAGUUCGUCCGGAGAUGCCGACAGUUCGGCAGAAUAGCCUUUCGAAAGUAUCUGCUGGUUACGAACGCGACCAUUUCGUUGGGUCUUUCAGGAGUCGGCGACGUCCUCCAGCAGAACUAUGAGGUGCUGCAGAAGAAGCAGGAGCGGUGGGACCCCGUGCGGACGCGCAACAUGGCCCUUACCGGCCUGCCCAUCGGCGUCAUCUGUCAUUUUUGGUACCAAUUCCUGGACCACAGAAUGCCCGGGCGAACCCUCAGGAGGGUCGUGCAGAAGGUGGUGGUGGACCAGAUUUUGUUUUCGCCCAUCUGCAUAUCGGCUUUCUUUAUUACCCUCGGCGUCUUGGAGCACACCAAGCCAGCCAAGGUGAAGAAAGAGAUCGUGCAGAAGGGUUGGAUGCUGUACGCGGCUGAGUGGAUGAUAUGGCCGCCGGCGCAGGUCAUCAACUUCUACUGGCUGCCAACGCGCUACAGGGUUUUGUACGAUAACACCAUCUCGCUCGGUUAUGACGUCUACACGUCGUACAUUAAGCACGAGGUGCCCUUAGAUGACGACGACGAAGACGAGGACAGCUGACGAAAAGCAAGCAAUCACCUCUGACCCAAACUGUGAUUAACGGACAUUAGUCUGGCUUUGCCGUGCAAAGUUGCAUAUUUUAUUUUUAAAUUAUGUGAUGCACUCAUCAUCUCAGGCGAAUACAAUGUAAAGGCUAAGGUGGUCUUAAAUUUUUUAAGUCCAGCCUUGUGUUAGACACUGCUGGUCACUGUCAAUAAAUUUGAAAAUUGAAA